AGGGGUUUGUCUAGGUCAGCCCAACCGCAAUUGCAAAUACCAUCCUUUCCUUUCCUUUCCUUUCCUUUCUUUCUCAAAUUUCCAUCAUCAGUCUUUACAAAUACCAUUUACCAAAAAGAAAAAAGAGAAAACAACUCCUAAUUUUAAUUAUUGACAUUUUGCUCUGUGUCUUUAGUCUCAAAAAAUUAGGGUUAAUUAGACGGUUUUUGAAUUUCUAUCUCUCUGUUUAGGGCUCAAUUCUUCUCUUAGUUUGUGAUGACUCUAAAAAGUUUUGAUUUUAAGUUUAAAGAAUCGAAACAAAAAGACAUAGCCAUUUAAAAGGCACUGCUGUUAUUGAAGGACAAGGCUUCGCAUUAGUUGUUGCAGUACUACAAAUUCGGUGAGAAGAUCGGGGCGGCAGUGAAAAUGAGCGCCUCUCGGUUCAUUAAGUGCGUCACCGUCGGCGACGGCGCUGUCGGCAAGACUUGCAUGCUUAUUUCUUACACUAGCAACACUUUCCCUACGGACUAUGUACCAACUGUUUUUGACAAUUUCAGUGCAAAUGUGGUUGUGGAUGGGAGCACUGUCAAUUUGGGAUUAUGGGAUACUGCUGGCCAGGAGGAUUACAAUAGAUUAAGACCUUUGAGCUACCGAGGCGCAGACGUCUUUAUCCUUGCAUUCUCUUUAAUCAGCAAGGCCAGCUAUGAAAAUGUUGCCAAAAAGUGGAUACCUGAACUGAGGCAUUACGCACCUGGAGUUCCAAUUAUUCUUGUUGGAACAAAACUUGAUCUUCGGGAGGAUAAGCAGUUCUUCAUUGACCAUCCUGGUGCAGUGCCUAUAACUACUGCUCAGGGAGAGGAGUUGAGAAAACUUAUUGGAGCUCCUGCCUACAUAGAGUGUAGCUCAAAAUCGCAACAGAACGUGAAGGCAGUUUUUGAUGCGGCCAUCAAGGUAGUUCUCCAGCCCCCAAAACAAAGGAAGAAGAAGAAGAAGGGACAAAAGGCUUGCUCCAUAUUGUGAUGAUCUAGGUUUAGGUUUGACACAGAGAAGCUGACCUUUCAGCUGCUCACUGCAGUCAUUCAUCACUGUGUUUCAUGUCCUCGUGAAGAAGCAGGAGACCUUGUUGUAUAGUCUUGACUGACAUUCUAGGGAGUUUCUCUGAGAGCAUCAGUUCGUUGUUGCUUUAAUCUCAUGAUCUGUAAUUGUACUGUAUUUCUUGUUGAACAUGAACCUUCAUUUGUUUUCCCAUGUCUAAAUUUGUUUUCAUGUAUUAACCAGAUUUGUGAAAGGUAUCUACUACUAGAGCACUGUUAUUGACA
Ricinus communis (castor bean) is the source of this 1298-nucleotide messenger RNA. RefSeq names its product rac-like GTP-binding protein RHO1. The transcript is spliced from 7 exons. Gene Ontology annotation, cellular component: cytoskeleton; cell cortex; nucleus. The coding region runs from base 406 to 999 and encodes 197 amino acids. Gene Ontology annotation, biological process: establishment or maintenance of cell polarity; regulation of cell shape; actin filament organization. Lineage: Eukaryota; Viridiplantae; Streptophyta; Magnoliopsida; Malpighiales; Euphorbiaceae. Gene Ontology annotation, molecular function: protein kinase binding; GTP binding; GTPase activity. The record is from RefSeq and is a predicted model, not a curated record.